This is a messenger RNA of Homalodisca vitripennis (glassy-winged sharpshooter), 390 nucleotides long. RefSeq lists its product as uncharacterized. The record is from RefSeq and is a predicted model, not a curated record. NCBI's taxonomy places the organism in Eukaryota, Metazoa, Arthropoda, Insecta, Hemiptera, Cicadellidae. The transcript has a single exon. The coding region runs from base 1 to 390 and encodes 129 amino acids.
AUGCUAGAUACCAGUCUCACUUGUACAGCUCAUACGGUUUACGUAUCAGACACCAAUCUCACUGGUACAGCUCAUACGGUCUACGUAUCGGACACCAGUUUCACUGGUACAGCUCAUACGGUCUACGUAUCGGACACCAGUCUCACUUGUACAGCUCAUACGGUUUACGUAUCAGACACCAGUCUCACUGGUACAGUUCAUACGGUCUACGUAUCGGACACCAGUCUCAUUGGUACAGCUCAAACAGUCUACGUAUCAGACACCAAUCUCACUGGUACAGCUCAUACGGUCUACGUAUCGGACACCAGUUUCACUGGUACAGCUCAUACGGUCUACGUAUCGGACACCAGUCUCACUGGUACAGUUCAAAAGGAUUCAGAUUUAGACUGA